CAUUUAGAACAAGACCAACAAUUUGAGAGGCAGAAAUUAAAGACUAGGGUGUUUGAACUUUGAAGGACUUAGAUCGACAAUUACCCGAGUUGGAUCAGGAGAAACACUCGGGUCGGGUCAUUAGAUUCGGAGGCUAACGUAUAAGUAGGAAUCCGAAUAAUUGGCAAAGCAAAGACGUUAAACCCUUGUUAGCGAAUUGCCAGCAGUUAUGUUCUCCUCCGCUCGAUCUUUUCUUAAACCUUGGUUAUCAUUCCGUCGCAAUUUCAGAACCGGAAACGGUACAGUUACAAUUCUACCCCUGUAAAAUCCAAGCAUUCGAAAAGAUAUUUUGAUAAAAUCCAAACCCUCUUUUGUUGAUAGGAUUGUACUUAGGUUAAAAAACUUAGGGUUAGGUUUAGAAGAAGAGGGGAGUUUGAAAUUGGAUUCGAGUGUGUUGGUUAAUGGCGAAAACGAGAAAAUUAUUGAAUAGGGUUUGGGUUAGAAAGGAUAUGAUAUUAGAAGAGAGUGAUGGUGAAGGAGAUAAUAGUACAUGGGAUGAAGAGAAACAAAGGAGACCGACGUUGGCUGAAUUGACGAUUGAGGAUGAGGAGAAUGGCUACUACUUUGAGAGAAACAGUUACUGUACCUAAAGCUGGGAUUACACGACUAGUGUUGGAAAAGAUUCAUCAUACAUGGAGCAAGAAUGAGCCUGUAAAUCUUAAGUUUCAUGACCAUUUGGCUUGUGAUAUGAAGACUGCCCACAUGAUUGUUGAGAUAUUAACUGGGGGAGUUCCCCUUCUAAGAAACAAAUAUUACAUAAUCAUUUAUAGAGGAAUGGAUUUCCUCCCGCCUAGUGUUGCAGCUGCUUUAGCAGAAAGGCUGGAGAUAACAAAACAGAUGCAAGAUGAUGAAGAGAAAAAGCUGACUGGGCUUGCUGAAGUAGCCACAGCAGCACCGUUGGCUAUAGAAGGCCAUGCUGUUGCCGGUACUUUAGCAGAAUUUUAUGAGGCUCAAGCUCGGUGGGGGAGAGAAGUAGCUGCCGAAGAACAUGAAAGGAUGUUAAAUGAAGCGGCUAGAGCUAAGAUGGCCCGAGUAGUUAAGCGGCUUGAACAUCAACUUGGGAUUGGUGAUUUUGGUAAUGCGGACAUAAAUACUAGCAAUUUGGAGGAGCUCGGUCAGUUCAAUCGUGUCUCAGGAUUUUCACAAAGUGAAGAUGAAACUUCAUAUCUGGAGUCUGAUGAUGACGAGGAUGAAGAUUCCGAAUGGGCAAAUGACGAAGAUUCAGAAUACUCCAGUGAUGAGGAUGAUGAAACAGGAUAACAGCAUUUCAUGGCUAAUUGUUUAUGAGGAGCUGCAUUAUAUCAAAGGCUAGUCUAUUGAGGUGUUAAACCUACUGUAAAGACACGCUCAAAUUCUUUGAGCAUUUGCUGGCAAUAAGGGGUGUUCAUGGGUCGGUUUUGGGUUAAAACCAAAAUCAAACCAAUAUAGUCCGUUUUUAGAAUUAUUAAAACCAAACCAAAUCAAAUAUAAUA
This is a messenger RNA of Lycium barbarum (goji berry), 1511 nucleotides long. RefSeq names its product chloroplastic group IIA intron splicing facilitator CRS1, chloroplastic-like. Gene Ontology annotation, molecular function: mRNA binding. The transcript has 4 exons. NCBI's taxonomy places the organism in Eukaryota, Viridiplantae, Streptophyta, Magnoliopsida, Solanales, Solanaceae. The coding region runs from base 583 to 1299 and encodes 238 amino acids. Gene Ontology annotation, biological process: RNA splicing, via transesterification reactions. The record is from RefSeq and is a predicted model, not a curated record.